This is a messenger RNA of Theobroma umbraticum, 1369 nucleotides long. RefSeq lists its product as uncharacterized. NCBI's taxonomy places the organism in Eukaryota, Viridiplantae, Streptophyta, Magnoliopsida, Malvales, Malvaceae. The record is from RefSeq and is a predicted model, not a curated record.
AGGUUAAUUUUGUGAUUUCGGACAACGCCUCUUUUAUCGUGGUGAAGGCCAUAAACAAACGGAUAAGACCGUUCCAGUUUUCUUCUGGGGACAAAAUCCACCGAUGUUUGUUGUGUCGAAAUGGCCACAGUUCAAUCCCACGCGCACGCUAGCGCCUACCCUUUCCUUUCCUCGUCCUCUCCUCGCUCUUCCGCCCCCAACUUCACUGCUAAACCCAAGCGAUUCUCUGGAGUGAGGUGCGCAGUGUCUCCACCGAAAUGGCGGGAGAGCCGGCGACUGGUUUCAAUCUCUAUGCUUUUCUCUCACUUGCUCCUUGUACCCAACUGUAUGCUUGGUUUGAUCUUAGUUAUACAAUUCGUACUAUCAUUUCACAGCCAAAUAAUAAAGGGGAAAGUGUUAUUACUAUAUUCAAGCUUUUUCUUUUUGCCUUUCAUUGUUUUUCAAUCAAUUAUGAUACUGUCAGUUUUGAGUUGCUUCAAAGCUAAGUCAUGGCCUAUUACUUUUAAUACUGCAGAUGCCAUUGCGGGUAGCUUUUUGGAUAAAUACGUGAAAAGGAAGAAGCUUGAUCCACUUGAGGUAUAUGUGCCUGCUGUUAUAUUGACUGAGUUCCAGAUUAAGGACCUAGAGAAAACUCUGGAAGUUGAUAAACCGGAAUAUGCCAUCUGCAGAUCCCUACUACGUUCUGGUCCAGCUGCAUCUCUACGUAUAAAUAUUCGAGCUGUCGCACAGUAUGCUUCUGAUGCUGGCAGUGGUGAAAAUGCUUUCAAUGACGUUGAUCAAUGUCUCAGAGCCUUGGAGGAGCUGGAUUCCUUGCUUCUACGGGCAUCACGAAACAACCCAGAAGCCUCAGUAAAAUCAAUGAAGGCAAAGAUUGGUACUGCCCUCAAUGCGCUGGACAGCCUCCUUCAAACAGUUCCUUCCGAUGUGUUAAAUCAAGGGAGGGAAGUUGCAGAUGCCUAUAGAGCUCCUGAGGAUGACGUCAAGCCUGACGAAUUGGACCCAGAUAUUAAGCAACUGGAAUCACUUUUAUGAAUCCAUAUAUGCUCUGCUCUGUAACUUGCGAGUGAGCCCAUAUUCUCUCCUUGUAUCCUUGAUAAAAUUUCCGACCACAACAAUAUAAACGUCUGACGUGGACCCACAUCCUCUCCCAUCUGCUUCUUUCUUAUCCCCAUACUCUUUGUUAUGACUAAAAAAAACCAAUAGAUGACAAUCAUUGAAUUCAUAGUUCCCAGGCAAAAUUGGAUCAGAACCGAAAGAAAGAUUGUUAAAGGUCAUGACUGCUAUACAUUUUACUGGCUUCUUAAUGUUUGUUUUUAUCACCCAUAACUACUGGUACUAAAUUUUGGAAGUAAAAUUUUCAGAUUUCAUC